CAACCCAAACGUAGGCGUGGGCCUGCUAAGUGCACUGAGUUUGAAAAGAUAAGAAAGUUCGGAAAAGUGUCGUUGAAGAUUAAUGACGGUGAGUCAGCGCCGUGUUGUCAGAAUGCAUCCAUGUUCACGACACGGAUCACGCAAAUAGUUAAAUAGUUCUGUGACAUGAGUUAUGCUAGAUGGACCGAUGUGCCACAAGCUCAAAAGGACGAGUUGAUUGAACGUGUUCGGGGUGACUUCGUGUUGGAUUGGGAUAUGGCGAAUCAUAGAUUGGCAGUCUUAAAGCAACUACGUAAGCGGUUCAAUGCAUUCCAUCACGAAUUACACAAAAAGUAUUUAUCAUACAAAACUCACGAAGAAGCGUUGUCAUCUGGGGGUAGCAUGGUCGACCCCAUCGUAUGGGAUAAGCUGUGUGCGAGGUGGGGAAGUGAAGACUUCAAGAAAAUGUCAAGACAAAAUCAGGAGAAUAGAAAGAAGCUAACUAAUAACCACACAGCAGGCCGCAAAUCCUUUGUUAGGAUACUGGAGGAGAAGCGGGCGACGAAUGCGACUUUGGUGGAGUUUUAUAAGGAGACUCACUGGUCGAAGAAGAACGAUAAAUUUGUCACCCCAGCCACUGAAGACACCUAUAAAAAGAUGGUUGACAAACUGGAUGAUCUAGAUCCUGAACAACGCACCAGUCAGGCAGCAGCGAGUGUGUUUAGGGAGGUACUUGGGCAUAGACCAGGAUAUGCCCGGGGGCUAGGGGAGAUGGUCAUACCGGAGUCGAGCAGACAACGGGACCGUGAACGAGAAAAAGAGUACCUUGCCUUGGUUGAACAACACAAGAAAGACGCCGACAACUACAAGAAAGAUGUCGAGUCUUACAAGAAAGAUGCCUUGAACUACAAGACGCAGCUUGAUGAAAUGAAGGAUGAAUUGACCGCACUUCGUGAGAGGCAAAAUGAAACUGAUAACAUGUUGAGGCAAUUCUUACAUAAUUUUCCGUCUUUCACUGAGUCUCUCCAGUCUCAUCGAGAGACUCAGUGA
This is a messenger RNA of Juglans regia (Persian walnut), 1029 nucleotides long. RefSeq lists its product as uncharacterized. NCBI's taxonomy places the organism in Eukaryota, Viridiplantae, Streptophyta, Magnoliopsida, Fagales, Juglandaceae. The transcript has 5 exons. The record is from RefSeq and is a predicted model, not a curated record. The coding region runs from base 166 to 1029 and encodes 287 amino acids.